Molecule: messenger RNA, 4272 nt
Organism: Papilio polytes (common Mormon)
Lineage: Eukaryota; Metazoa; Arthropoda; Insecta; Lepidoptera; Papilionidae
Gene: Pez
Product: tyrosine-protein phosphatase non-receptor type 14
Exons: 10
Coding region: 266-3784 (1172 amino acids)
Biological process (GO): protein dephosphorylation
Cellular component (GO): cytoskeleton
Molecular function (GO): protein tyrosine phosphatase activity; cytoskeletal protein binding
Source: RefSeq, a predicted model, not a curated record
CGUCAGUUGUCAUUCUGGUGAUGGCUGUAAUAUUGUGGUUUUAUAAUUUGUGUUGUGUUUACUUGGCGAUAUAAUUACUUAAGAAGAAUAAUUGCACGUCACUGAAACAACAAUACGCUUAACAGUAUCUAACUAUUACGACAUUCACGAGGUUGUGUUGGAUGCAAAGAAGUGGCGCGGUUAACGGAUGCAUUUCCUCCAUUCUUAUGCCUUAAACGUAUUGUAACGUUUGAAAUCGUGAUGUUAUUGUUAAUCGGAGGUAAAGAUGCCUUUUAAGUUGAAGUUGAAGAAGACGCGUCAGUACAAUGUAGCUUCGAAAAGCUUGUUUGUGAUCAGUGUUGAAUUGUUAGACGGCGGGGUUGCAGAUUGCACUCUUUCCGUGGACAGCACGGGUCAGGAGUGCUUGGAUAACGUAUGCCAGCGGCAAGCGAUCAACCAGCCGGAGUUCUUCGGUUUGCGGUACGUGAAUCGUAGCCAACAGCCGCGAUGGGUCCAAUUGGAACGCCCUUUGAAACGCCAGUUAGACAAAUACGCCUCUUCCCACCAGUUGUACCUUCGUGUAAUGUAUUAUGUCAUAUCUGGCACCAGUUUGAUUACGGACGAAGUCACGCGAUACCAUUACUUUCUACAGUUAAAGAAUGACUUGAUUGAGGGGCGUAUUAUCUGUGAUUGUCAACAAGCAGUGGUAUUAGCAUCAUAUAGCCGGCAAGCUGAGUACGGGAACCAUGACCGGGAGAGGCAUACCGUGGAGUACUUGAAGAAUUUAUUGACAUUUCCUAAACAAAUGCUAGAUGGAGGUCAGAUAAUUGAUGGCAGUACAUUGGCGGAGACGGGCCGGCUGGAGUGGCUUACGGCUGCUGUUAUACAACAUCACAUGUCCCUACACAACAUGUCACAGGCGCAAGCUGAGGAGGGCUUCAUCAGCGCAUGCCAGCAGCUGCGGGGGUAUGGACAGGAGAUGUUCAGCGCGCGAGACCAGCUGGAUCAGAGCGAGGUGACGCUGGCCGUCUCUCUCACUGGCAUUAGAGUCCUCACGGAGACCAGCGACACGCCCACCUUCUACAGAUGGAUGGAUAUAACGAACGUAAUCAACCAUAAACGGACGUUCAGCGUGGAAUGUCAGAGACCUUUGGGUUCAGCGGCGUUCGUCCUCCCAAGUCCUGAAGACGGCAAAUACGUGUGGAGAAUGUGCGUCCAGCAACACACCUUUUACAUGAGGCAUCGACCAGCUCUCACCACUAAUGUGGUGCAUGAUGAACCACGACCUAACUUUCAGGAGCACGGUUUAUCUGAGAGCCGCGAGGAGUUAGACGUGCGGGAGUGUGCUGGGUUAGGGGCAGGCUCCCGAUUGGAGCCGCUGACAGCCGCGCACCGCGCACACUCCACCUCCUGCCUAGAGCUGGCAGACCAUCCUCCGCAGCCACUCCACAGAAACAGGGCACUACUCCCUUCCUACAGGCCAGCACCUGACUACGAAACAGCAAUUCAACAGAAAUACCAGCAACAAAGAGCAGAGGCACAAAUACGAUAUCAGAACCACCACGCACACUCACAACUCCUCGCCACCUCCGCCAAGCCACUAGUCUACGGCUCCCACCCCGACAUCCCCGGCAUACACUACCCCGACGUCACCCGACAUACAGUCUCCGUCAACCAGGGUGUAGCCACCCCUGAAAACUACGGCCUCAAGUUCCUCGCCAACUACCCUUUUGCUGUCAACCCCAACGUCCAAACAGACCACGCCCUCCACUACGUUAACGUAUACAAGCCCCCGCCUCCUUAUCCCUCCAACGGUCUCGUCUCAAACUCUACCCCAGACCUAGCCGUCGCUAGCCAAGCUCUUAACUACCACAGGGGGUAUAUCAACAAUCACGUGUCAGGCUCCAGCCCUGACCUCGUCUCCACCAGGUCCGCCCUCAACAGACAGUACCUCGGUUACCUGAACCAGGGUCAUAACGUCGUCAGUUACGCCAGACCCAACCUCCUCCCCGCCACACACGGCACUUACAACAACCUCACAUCAGUCCUAGACCCCAAUCCCCAUAUAAUUAUAGACCCCCACCAUAUAUCAGAUAACAUACAAAAAGUAUACGACGAAAGAGGUAAUAUUAUGUACUCGAUGCCGAUGAGAAGGAUAUCAUAUCAGCGACAUCUAGUGUUACCUCAACAGCAGAUAAAAAUCAACGACACACAAGAACCGAUAUACGAAAACGUUCCCUUACCCUGGCAGAGUGAGAGAACAAUGCGAGAUAGAGCACAAAGUCUUACCACGACAGAUGAGAUAGCACGACAAAACGAAAGAAAUAACAGCCAUCCUACAAUAAAUAGCUACGGGAACCCUAAUCCUAUAAACCUACCAAACUACCGUCACCCAGUCAAAAUUGAAACUGAUAAUCAUUACGUGAACGCACAAAUCAUUAAAGGUGUUAGAGAAACCAGUGUGCCAAAAGAUGAAUCUAGUCGAACCAAGACUGAAGAUCCUAACAUAGCAAUAGAUAAGUUAUCUAUAAAAACAGACGAGAAAGAUUACGAUGAAACUCCAUACCAGAGUCUGUCUACCCACAAAGUAACCAAUAUAAGUAAAUCAUCAGAUAAUGUGACCUCUAUAUCUAUUCCUGAUAUAAAAAUCGGUCAAAACAAUAAUAUAUCACAAACAAGUAUAACAGACUCAAAUGCAAACACAACAUAUACAAGUGUUGAGUUAGAAAACUCUAAAAACAGUGUAAGCAGUAAGGAGAAGAAGCGAAGACGUUGGGGAGUGUUUAUGGGCAGGAAUAAGAAUGUAGAAGUGAAGAGUGCGACCUUAGGGAGGGACAGAGCUAAAGUGAAUCAAACCCAACCUGCUAACAAGCACAGGUGGUCCACUGGAUUGCCGAAAUUCCAACCGUUACCUCCCAGUAUAACCAAAGAAACUCUGUGCCAAUUGCUGGAACGCAAGAUGUGCGAAGACCAACUGUCUUUCGCAUUCGAGCAGAUUCCUAAAGGACGUGAGGGGGCGGGGCACGCGCUGGCCACGCCCCCCGCCCCCUCGAGCGACGACCACCUCCCAUAUGAGGACAACCGCGUGCGUCUGCAUCCCACACCUGACAACCCUCACGGGUACAUCAAUGCAUCACAUAUCACGAUGACAGUGGGCAGUUCGCAACGCUUCUACGUGGUGAUGAAGUGUGGGAGUACUGGCGGGAGCAGUGGGCAGACCGCCGCCCACGUGUGGGCGUGCGUGUGGCAGGUGGGCGCGCGGCUGCUGGCGCACGUGGGCGACGACCCGCCCCCCUACCUGCCGCACGACCAGCUCGCUACUGACUACGGACAGUUCAACGUGUGCGCGGCGCGGUCGUCGCACGCGGCGUGGGGCGGGUCGGUGCGCGUGCGCGUGCGGCGCGGGGCGGGGCCGGCGGCGCGCACGCGCUGCCUCUGGCUGGUGCACUUCGCGCGCUGGCCGCACUCGCACCCCGCGCCUACUGACGUCACACUCUUCCUUGACUUCCUAAAUGAGCUGAACGGUCUGCGGCUGGUGUGCGAGGCGGAGGCUUCGGAGGAGAAGCAGCCGCUGGUGUCGGGCAACGCGCCGCUGGCGCUGAGCUGCGCCGGCGCGGGCCGCAGCGGGCUGGCGCUCGCCGCGGACCUGCUGCUGCACGUGCUCGACACCAACCAGGAGCUGGACAUCCCGCGGACUAUCGGCCUGCUGCACCAGCAGCGCGCCGGCCUGCUGCAGCACGUCCAGCAGUACCGCUUCCUGCACCAGCUGCUGCUGCACCACCUCAAGAGGUCCAGGCUCAUAUAGACUGCACCAACAUUACAAUGACAACCAGUUCAAUCAUAGAAAAGUAGGCGAAAUCGAUUUGACGUAAAAGAAGAUGGUUUAUUAACUUUUUUUUAUGAAAAUGUCCCUUUCCUGUCUGUGCUCUGUAUAUACAGCAAGGGUCAUUUUCUUAAUCAGUUUUAUUUUGUCCUCUUGUAAAUACAGUGGAGGGGACAAUCAAGAGACAUAUUUUUAAUCGUCAGUUUCCUGUUUAUUCUCCCCUUUGUCUGAGAGAACACAUAAGUUGGGAAGGGACAAUUGUGUAGGCAGAGGAGAGGACAGGUGACAGUAUUGUGUAAAGACACAACCUUGUAAGUUAUUAAAAACGGUCAUUUUAUUUGGAAUAUCAAAUUUACAUUGUUUUCUACCUCUGCUUAGUCUCAUACGUACUAGGAUUGAUGAGGAAAAUAAAAUCGAAAUAGAUAAAAAUUAUCAAGAACGAUAUCUGUUCUAUUUAUUUUCUUUGUUUG